CUUUAAAAUAUGUAGUCUUAUGUUAAUAAAUGAUUAAAAAUAAUUAUGUCGUGUUUGAAUACUGUAGUAUAUUUAUGCAAAGAAGUAUUUGAUGAAAACAGUCAACCAACACAAAUCGAGAUUGAAGAGCAAGCAUCGCGAUUAGGAAUAGACAUAGUGAAAGAGAUACAUCUUUUGAGUAUUGCUAAACAAUGUUUACUUGAACCAUUGCCUGACGAUUGGGUUCCUUGUUAUAUCAAAAAAGAAAAUAAGUAUUUUUACUAUAAUAAACAAAGUAAAAUAUCUCAAUGGGAACAUCCUUUAGAUGAAUAUUACAGACAGAUAGUCGAAAAAACACGUUCAGAAGAUUGUUCAACAGGACAAGACAUCUCAUUAAACGUAAUUCUAGACGAAGAAAAUUUACUUGACACUACAAUGUACCAUCAUUCAAAAAAUAGUAACUAUGAAAAAAAAACGGUUGCUGAAAAACGAACCGUACGCUUUAAGACUCCUAUAGAAGAAUCUUUAGAUCUAGAUGAAUCCGAAGACAAUAUGAAGUUUUUAGGACCAAUAAAGUUAAACACACCUUUCACAAAUACAUCAUCUACUUUACACAAUUUACCCCAAUUUUCAACAACUAAUACUUAUGAUAUAAGAAAUACAGCUAGUCGAAGUGUACUUUCCAAAUACAAUAUAUUACCAAGCAAAGACGAACAGUCCAAAAAGUCUGAAUUAGUUGAAAAUAUUAAAAAAACAAUUUAUGAAGACCCAACUACGAAUUUAGACUAUACUACAGGAAAAGAAAAUUUAAGAAAAAUUGAUAUAACUUUGACGGAAUCUUCUGAUCGGUCAGAAAGUACUUCAUCUGAAAUUCAAACAGACAACUUGAACAGCGACUAUGAAGAUCAAAAGGAAAAAGAUAAUAUUAUAACAUCAGUUCAAUUGAAUAAACGCCAUGAAAAGAUCGAUACUGUCGAUGAUGAUAUAAAAUCUGCAAUCGAUAAUUUCAAUGAAUUUCAAUCUAUAGGAACUGCAAAAUCAUAUAAUAUUAAAAAAGAUGAUUUGGUCAGUGAUAGUGGAAAUUCUACAGCAAAAGAUUCUAAAAUAAUACAAUCAUCAAUAGCUUCUAAUAGUCUGUCUGCAACUAAAAAUAAAAUGACAGAGAUAACCCAACGAUUUCCACUUAACCAAUUUUCGAACGAAACAAAAUUAUUUAAAAGAAACCCAAGUGAUGAAGGCAUUUUUGAUGUAAAGUCUAAUUGUAUAAAAUCCAAGAUUGAAUCGGAAAAUAAUUUGGAACAUGAGAAAUCAACAUUAUUAGAUGAUGCACAUAUUAAAAUUAAAAUAGAAAAGCAUUGUGAUUUAUUAAAAAAUGAAUUAGAAAAUACAAUUAGAACAAACCAAGAUAUAUUAAGGGAAGAAUUGAUUAAAAAGAUCGAUGACGUUAUUCAAAAACAAAAUGAUAAUUUUGAAAAACAUAUUGAAGUACGACACAAUGAACUUAUUUCUAAAAACGAAUCACAAUUAAAAAAUAUACAAGAAAAUACUGGAAAGUCCUUAAUUGAAGAAUGUGACAAGAAAUAUAUAGAACAUAUUUCAAAUACUGAACAAAUGUAUGCAGACAAUUUAAAAAAAUUUAAAAAAGAUUUAGAGGACUAUACAGAUUUAUUUAAACAUAAAAUACAGUCAGACCUUGAUAUAAUAUCUAACGAAUUAAAAAAAGAUUUUGCUAAAAAUAUCGAAAUAAUAACCGAUGGCUGGAACCAAACAUUAGGAUCGAACAAAAACGACGAAUUGGCCAAAGCAAAACAUAAUUUUGAACAAAGUACAGAAAAUAUUAAACGUGAAAUGGAACUUGAAAUGCAGCAGUUUCACGUAGAAUUCAAUGAAAAACUCAAAAUUAUAUCCGAAGAUAAAUUAAAUAGCAUUUCAGAGAAAUUGGAUAUGGCUUUGCGAGAGGAAAUCGAUUUAGUUAAAAAACGUGUUAAUGAAAGUUCUAAACAUGAUAUAAAUAAUAAAACUACGAAUCAUACAUCACAACCAAUCAUACAACCAAAGUUAUGCAAUGACUGUCCAGAAUUGAAUUUAAAGUGUCAAAAUACAGACACGCAAAGAAUUAAUUAUAGCGACAUAAGAAAAAAAAUUCAACACUGUUCGAAUGAAUUAAACGAUCUUCUAAAAUUGGUUAAUGAAAUAUCAUCAACAAAUGAAAAAGAACAUAACACAAAUGUAUGUCCUGAUAAAUGUUCAGUUUCAUGUCAAACUGAGAAUAUAACUAAUCCAUGUAAAAAAUCAAGUCUAAAAGAAUACAUUUAUCCUGCCGAGUCAUCAAGUACGCAGUCAAUAUUUAAUAACCCAUAUGUGUCUAUGCCAGAUGUUAACACAAAAUACGCUAAUUAUUUGAGUCAAGCAAAGAUGUCCGAUGAUCUAUAUUCUAACUACUUAACACCAUAUUCUCAACAACUUAACUACAGCCCAUUACAUAUUUUAAGUCAGCAAGAAUUAAAAGUGAAAGCUGCAGAACAAAAUAUAUGUCGUUUAAUCGAGACGUUCAACAAUUUCAAGCACGACAAUAUUAAUCAUAUUCCCAAUAAUACUAAUAUUUCUGAUGAAUACAAGUUUACCAACAUUUAUCAAGCGCUAACACCAAAACAAAUAGCAUUCAAUCGGACGAAACAUUUGAGAGAAUGGCUUUAUAGUACAGACUCGAAAAAUAAAAAUAAUUGAAUUCUCUAAUGAUGUUACAAAUAAGUUACUUUUAAAUGUGACUUUAAUUAUUAUAGACUAUGAUUACUAAAAACAAUAAAAAGUAGAGGCUAA
Molecule: messenger RNA, 2799 nt
Organism: Rhopalosiphum maidis (corn leaf aphid)
Lineage: Eukaryota; Metazoa; Arthropoda; Insecta; Hemiptera; Aphididae
Gene: Cep164
Product: protein PFC0760c
Exons: 15
Coding region: 46-2706 (886 amino acids)
Molecular function (GO): protein binding
Source: RefSeq, a predicted model, not a curated record